This is a messenger RNA of Electrophorus electricus (electric eel), 1529 nucleotides long. Lineage: Eukaryota; Metazoa; Chordata; Actinopteri; Gymnotiformes; Gymnotidae. The record is from RefSeq and is a predicted model, not a curated record.
AUGUCAAAUAAAAGCCUUUUCUCAAGAAUGGAAUAUUUGCUUUUCUAAACUAUAACGGAUGGAGAGGAGAAGGUCUCCAUCUCUCAGUUAAUUGCUGCUCUUAAAAGCACUGGACUGCUAACCUCUGACCCUCGUCUUCGGGACUGCAUGGAAAAUCUGCGACAAGCUGUCCAGGAAUCUGUCAGUGAAGUCACGAUGGACCGGGAGCUCUUCCGCAAGUGUGUAGGUGGGAACAUUGUCCUGCUGUCACAGGCCUUUAGAAAGAAAUUCAUAAUUCCUGAGUUUUUAGCAUUUGUUGCCAUCAUAAACCAGAUCUAGAACACGGUGAAACAGUGAAACGAUGGGCUAGUAGCAGAUUACGUUCCACAUCUUGCCAAAUUUAGUCCUAAUCUGUGGGGGAUGUCGAUAUACACAGCAGAUGGUCAGAGGCACUCAGUGGAUAACACCAAAGUGCCAUUGUGCCUGCAGUCUUGGUAUGCUGUCGCUGUACACGAGCACAGGACCGUGCAUGUGCACCGAUUCGUGAGCAAGGAGCCUAGAGGGUUCAAGUUCAACAAGCUGUCCCUUGAUGAAGAUAAAAAACCUCACAAUCCAGGAGCAGGAGCAAUUGUCAUCAGCUCUCUUAUCAAGCCUGGGUCACACAAAGCAGAGAAAUUUGACUAUUUUGAACUAAGUCAUUCUGUUGGCAUUCUCCAGCUUAUGGACUUUGUGAAGAAAAUGGUAGGAAUGGAAUAUGUUGGCUUUAGUAAUGCCACGUUCCAAUCAGAAAAGGAGACAGGAGACAGAAACUUUGCAAUAAGCUACUAUCUCAAAGAGAAAAAGUUUUUUCCUCGUGGGGCAGAUAUGAUCGAUGCUCUUGACUUUUACUUCCAGCUGUGAUCCAUCGAGGUGACAUGCGAGUCAGGCAGUGUGAUUGCAGCCACACUGGCUAAUGGGGGCAUCUGCCCUAUCACGGGUGAACGUGUGCUGAGCAGCGAGGCCAUGAAGAACACCCUCAGCCUCAUGCACUCAUGUGGCACGUAUGACUACUCCGGCCAGUUCGCCAUCCAUAUGGGAUUACCUGCAAAGUCAGGGGUGUCUGGGGUUGUGUUGUUAGUAGUCCCCAAUGUGAUGGGGGUCUGGUGUUGGUCACCACCUCUGGACAAGGUGGGGAACAGUGUAAGGGGCAUCCAGUUCUGCCAGGAACUGUUGUCUUUGUUGUAUAACAAGUCUGUGAUGAACCUGAUGUUUGCAGCUCAGAGUGGAGAUGUUUCAGCCCUCAGGCGGUUUGCUCUGUCAUCCAUGGAUUUAGACCAGAAGUACUAAGACUGUCGUACAGCAAUUCAUGUUGCUUCUACUGAGGGCCAAGUGGAUGUGACAUGCAAAGUGAACCCCUUUGUGAAAGACAGGUGGGGAAACAUCCCUCUGGAUGAUGUGGUGCAGUUUGGCCAUGCGAGUGUGGUGAAGAUCCUGCAGAAGUACCAUCAGACCUGAACCGGUACCAUCAGUAUGGACGUGUCUCAGGCUAGGCCAGAUCACACUGACCAACC